Molecule: messenger RNA, 630 nt
Organism: Miscanthus lutarioriparius
Lineage: Eukaryota; Viridiplantae; Streptophyta; Magnoliopsida; Poales; Poaceae
Source: the annotation of a GenBank genome assembly
AUGAAGAAGGAGGUGGUGGAGACGACGAUGGUGGCGCCGAGCGAGGAGAUGCGGCGACAAUGGCUGUGGCUGUCCAACCUAGACCUGAAAUUUCCCCACAUCUACACGAGGGUCAUCAACUACUACCCUGCCGCAUCAGCUGCAGCUGCAGGCCCAGAGGCGCAGCAGGGCGGCGGCGGAGGCGCGUGCGAGGGUUUCUUCGACCCGGAGCGGCUCAGGGCGGCGCUGGCCAGGGCGCUGGUGCCGUUCUACCCUCUGGCCGGGCGGCUCAGCCUCGGGGAGGAUGGCCGGCGGCGGCAUGUCGACUGCAACGGCGAGGAGGGCGUGCAGUUUGUUGUUGUCCGUGCAGAUGUGACUGGCGCGGAGUUCUUCGAGGACUACCAGCCGUCGCCGGAGCCGUUCAUGAAGUGGUGGCUGUCCAAUAGGAAGCGCGUCGACAAGCACUUCAAGCGCGGGUUUGACUCAAUCAUGUUCUUGAUCGGUUGGAUGCUCUGGAAACAAAGGAAUGCGAGGACCUUCGAUGGCAGUACACGUACAGCGAGGGACCUCGCCGUGGACAUUUACCUCGUCGCGGAGGACCGGCGAAUGGCUGGGUACAGGCAGCUCGGCGUACUUCUGUCUGGACGCUGA